Molecule: messenger RNA, 5390 nt
Organism: Tachysurus fulvidraco (yellow catfish)
Lineage: Eukaryota; Metazoa; Chordata; Actinopteri; Siluriformes; Bagridae
Gene: kdm5ba
Product: lysine (K)-specific demethylase 5Ba
Exons: 29
Coding region: 195-4742 (1515 amino acids)
Biological process (GO): chromatin remodeling
Cellular component (GO): nucleus
Molecular function (GO): DNA binding; histone demethylase activity
Source: RefSeq, a predicted model, not a curated record
CUGCGGUUUGGGCGGCUCUGCUUCCGUGUUGACUGACGCGUGAGCUACGUGCAAACGGAUGCGGUGUAAAUGGAAAGAAGUGUGAUGGCCGUUUCAUCGCUAGAAAGGCAUUUAAGCGAAGUACUUCUUGUUUAGAGCCGAACUGGUGCGAUACAUCGUUUCUACAUGUCUUCACUUGGAUGUAGUUGCCCAGGAUGACCCAAUCUCGACCCAACGAGUUUAUUCCACCGCCUGAAUGUCCUGUGUUUGAGCCUAGUUGGGAAGAAUUCGACGACCCGUUUGCUUUUAUCAGCAAAAUACGUCCCAUUGCAGAAAGGACUGGUGUUUGUAAGAUCAGACCGCCGCAGGGGUGGCAGCCACCAUUUGCCUGUGAUGUGGACCAAUUACAUUUCACCCCACGCAUACAGAGGCUCAAUGAAUUGGAGGCUCAAACAAGAGUUAAGCUCAACUUUCUGGACCAGAUAGCCAAGUUUUGGGAACUACAGGGCUGCUCGUUGAAAAUCCCUCAUGUGGAGCGUAAAUCACUUGACCUGUACCAGCUCUAUACGUUGGUGGUGGAGGAGGGAAGCUUUGAUGUGGUAUGCAGGGAACGGAAAUGGACUCAGAUAGCUCUGAAGAUGGGUUUUGCUCCUGGCAAGGCUGUUGGAUCUCACUUACGUGCCCACUAUGAGAGGAUUCUCUACCCUUAUUACCUCUUCAAGAUAGGGGCCAACCUUCUGAGCUCACAGAAACCCACUCUUACAAAUGAUACCAAAGAUAAGGUCUAUAAAUCUCAUGACUUGCCCCAACGACAGUCUGUAAAGCCUUCAGAAAUCUCCUCCAUUGCUCGUAGAGCCAAACGUUCUAAAAUCACUUUAAAGGGUCGUUGUUUUAAACACGAACAGGAGGAAGAGUUAAAUAUCAGACCCAACCUGAGAAGGAGAAUGGGCUCUUAUGUGGUAAAACUAGAAGCAGUCAAUGUGAAACAGGAGCCUAUGGAACAAGCUGAAUCACUCCCCAGUGGAGAAAAAACGAAGGUGGAACAGUACAUGUGUUUGGUGUGUGGGGGAGGAGGUGAUGAGGACAAACUGUUGUUGUGUGAUGGCUGUGAUGACAGCUACCACAUAUUCUGUCUUAUCCCACCACUCCAUGAUGUUCCCAAAGGGGACUGGAGGUGUCCCAAGUGUCUGGCACAGCCAUUCAGAGUUGGACUUGCUGGUGUGUUUGGGAUCAUUGUCCUGCUGCAGAACCCAAGUUUGUGGUUUCAUUUAUCAGAGCAAGUCCUAAAGGUCCUGAAGCAGCAAAACAUCCCCAGACCAUCACACUGCCACAACCAUAUUUUACUGUUGGAGUGCGGCAAGCCUCAGGUUGCGUUCGGCUUUGAACAGGCUCCCAAAGACUACACACUCCGCUCCUUUGGAGAUAUGGCAGACUCCUUCAAGUCAGACUAUUUCAACAUGCCUGUUCAUAUGGUCCCUACCGAACUGGUUGAGAAGGAAUUUUGGCGUUUAGUUAGCACCAUUGAGGAAGAUGUUACAGUAGAGUAUGGGGCAGACAUUGCCUCAAAGGACUUUGGCAGUGGCUUCCCUGUCAGAAAUGGCACUUAUAAAGUCCUGUCAGAUGAUGAGCAUUACCUCAGCUGUGGCUGGAACCUGAAUAACAUGCCAGUGCUUGAUGCAUCUGUGCUGACUCACAUCACAGCUGACAUAUGUGGGAUGAAACUGCCUUGGCUCUAUGUGGGCAUGUGCUUCUCCUCUUUCUGUUGGCAUAUUGAGGAUCAUUGGAGUUAUUCUAUAAACUAUUUACAUUGGGGAGAGCCAAAGACAUGGUAUGGGGUUCCUGGCUUUGCAGCAGAGCAGUUGGAAGCAGUGAUGAGAAAACUUGCCCCUGAGCUCUUUGAGUCUCAACCAGAUUUGCUUCAUCAAUUGGUCACAAUCAUGAACCCCAAUGUGCUAAUGGAGCAUGGAGUGCCUAUUUACCGCACAAACCAGUGUGCUGGUGAGUUUGUCAUCACCUUCCCCAGAGCAUAUCACAGCGGGUUCAAUCAGGGCUUUAACUUCGCAGAGGCUGUUAACUUCUGCACAGUAGACUGGAUACCACUUGGUCGACAAUGUGUAGAGCAUUAUCGCUCAUUAAACAGAUACUGUGUUUUCUCCCAUGAUGAGAUGGUCUGUAAUGUUGCAGCCAAGGCAGACAGCUUGGAGCUGGAGAUGGCCUCUGCCAUACAAAGGGAUAUGAGCGUUAUGAUUGAGGAGGAGAAAAAGCUGCGAGAAAAAGCUUACAAGCUGGGUGUUUGGCACUCCCAGCAGGUGGACUAUGAAGAACAGCCAGAUGAGGAGAGACAGUGUUCUAAAUGCAGAACUACCUGCUACCUAUCUGCCAUCACCUGUCCCUGCAGCCCUGGCCAGCUGGUGUGUCUACACCACCUCCAGGACCUCUGCUCCUGUAACCCUAACCGUUAUACAUUGAAUUAUAAAUACACAGUGGGCAUGUUGAACCAAAUGUUCAAGACUUUGGCAGCACGUGCUGAGACAUACAGUGACUGGGCUUCUAAAGUUAACAUGAUUUUAUAUGCUGACCAAGACAAUAAAAGUGACUUGGAGGAACUUCGUACACUGAUUGUUGAGGCAGAAAAAAUGAUGUAUCCUGAGAUGGAUUUGCUACUUCAUUUAAGACAGACUGUUCAAGGUGCAGAAAAGAGUGCCUUAAUGGCCCAACGGCUACUUAAUGGGAAAAGACAGACCAGGUAUCGCGCAGGUGGCGGGAAAUCUCAGAAACAUCUCACUGUAGAAGAGUUGAGGUUAUUUGUACAGCAGCUAUAUGACCUGCCCUGUACCAUUAGACAGGCUCCCUUUCUCAAGGCUCUGCUCUGCCGUGUCAGGCAGUUCCAGGAUCAGAGCUCACAUAUCCUGGCCAUAGAGAUGCCUAGCUCUUCAGCCCUGCAAGCUUUGCUGGAUGAGGGCUCUGGGCUGGAGGUAGAGUUGCCAGAGCUUGAUGUUCUCAGGCAGCGGCUAGAGCAGGCACACUGGGUUGAAGCAGUACAACAGGCCAGCAAGGAGCCUACCAGCCUCAGCCUAGAACGAAUGAGGAAACUGAUUGACCAAGGAGUGGGUCUGGAGCCACAUACCUGCGUAGAGAAGACUAUGGCCAACCUGCAAGAGCUGCUAACUGUGUGUGAACACUGCGAGGAGAAGGCACAAAGCAUGCUAAUGGCCAGACCUCACCAAAAUUUAGAGAUGCUGGAGGCACUGCUGCUGGAAGUAAGUAGCAUCCAGGCUUACCUGCCCAACUGUCUUCAACUGCAAGACUCAGUAAUCAGGGCUAGAGAGUGGAUACAGGAGGCAGAAGACCUACAGCUCAGUGGGCGUAUCCCUGUUCUCUCCUCUUUGAAUGAUCUGAUCUUGAGAGCUAAAGGCAUCCCAGUCCUUCUGUCACCUCUGGCACGGCUGGAAAGCCUUGUGUCAGAGGUGCAGGCCUGGAAGGAGAGUGCCAUGAAGGUUUUUUUGUUGAAGUACUCCUCUGUCUCCCUCCUGGAGGUACUCUGCCCUAGGUGUGAGACAAGGUGUCAGAAAUCAAAAUCAAAAAGAGUGAGAGAUGUUCCUCCAGCUAAUAAACAAAAUGGAAUAAAACUGAGCUGUCUUGGUGAUGUGGAAAGAGCACUGUCUGAAAGCAAAGAGAUGGCUUUAGCAAUGGCCACUCUGUGUGAGGUGCGUUUGAAGGAGCUGGAAUACCUGAAUAUCCUAAGGACCACAAACAAUGCAAAGUUUCUGCCAUCUAACAGAUUGGCUCCUACAGUGUGCCUAUGCCAUACAGUGCCAGCAGGGCCCAUGCUCCAGUGUGAACUCUGCCAUGAUGCUUACCACAUUGGUUGUGUGCCAGGGUACCAGGAUACACAGGCAGGGCAGCCUUGGCUGUGCCCGCUCUGCAGCCGAUCUGAGAAACCUCCUCUGGACAAAGUGCUGCCGCUGCUUGCCUCUCUCCAGCGUAUUCGAGUACGGCUCCCAGAGGGUGACGCGCUGCGGUUUAUGGUUGAGAGGACAGUGCAUUGGCAACACAGAGUGCAGCAGAUCUCACCUUUGACUCAGCAGUGUAAUGAAAAAAUGGGAACUUUUUCUGAAAAAACGUCUCCAUUCUUGGAUGGUAGUACUGGGUGCUUCUACAUGCACCAUUCAUGCAUUCCUCUCAGUCUUCUUAGUCCUGAAUUAGAGGAGCUGCUUGUGGAAGGACUCCUUCUACAAGUGACUUUGCCUGAGCUGCAGCAUCUCUAUCAGGGGUUCUUUCCCUCUCAGCAUGCCCUUCAGAGCAGCGAGCAUGACCACCAAUACCACAUUGCACAGGACAGUAGAAUGAUUUACAAAACCCAACCCCAAGGGAAAAUCCAGGAUUUAGAGUUGCAAAAUGUCAGUGAGACAAUAGAGAAGAACCCCAAGAGGCACUUGGAAAAGGAGAAUGCUGAUGAGCACUACAGAGGUGCUGUUAAGAAGCCCAAGAAUAAAAAGUCUAGGAUAAACAGGGAGAGGACACGUGAGAAAAUAACCAUCUCCUCAUCUGGUUUGAGCUUAGACCCAUCAUUUUCAGAGGAAUCUGAAGAGGACUGGUCUAUGUGCUCGGCAAAGCAAUGUCAACAGCCACAGGGAUACGAGGUAAACUGGGUUCAGUGUGAUGGCAAUUGCAACCAGUGGUUCCACCAAAUUUGUGCGGGUGUGUCUGCUGAGCAGGCUGAGAACGAAGACUACAUUUGCACCAACUGCUCAGUAAAAUGAUUUGACACCAUAAGGACCAAAACUCUUUGGAUAAAGAAAAGUUGGAUCACCAGAUAUUUCUCGUAGCCCUCCGAUGUCCCAGUCAAUCCUCCUUGUCAUGUUGGAACUGUAGGAUUAAAACAGAGCCCUUAGAAAGUUUUGGCAUUUUUCAUCAGGACCGGGCACAAAGAUGUACCUCAGGUGUUUAUAUUCCAUAAAUACAUGGUAGAGGGACAUUGUUUUCCCCAAUGUAAAAUUGGAUUCGCUUUCCACAUUUCCUAAAAUACUAAUUAAUCUGAUCACAUAGCUCAAGGGCUGAUCAAGAUGUUAUCACCAAAUUAGAUGAAUUGAGCUAAAUGGAAAGCUAUGAAUUUAUUUUAAAAAAAAAAAACAUAUUUAGUACACGUCUCUAGUAUGCUUAUUUAUUUAUCCCAGCAAUGACUAAGCUGGCUACUUGAUUUUCUUCAGCUUCAUUUUCUUUGAUUGCUUUAUUCCAUUAACAUUGGUUGUAAAGAAUCCUGAUUUAGGGUGCCCAAGUGAUGUAGCAGACAGGAAAAGUGUGAAAUAUACUUUGUGACCUUUCUUUUCUUUUCUUUUUUUAAAACAAACUAUCAGAUGUUCGUUGUGAAAUAAAAUGGUUUGUUCUUGUUUGCAGUUUCAAUACCACAA